UAAAACCCUGGAGUUAACCACUGGGCAAUGGGAGCCAUUAAAAGUUUUUGAGGAAGAGAAAGAUAAAGCGUUCUUCAGCAGCAAUGGAGCUGGAAACUUUGCAGUUUUAUCCUUGAAUGUUACCCACUGCAGAAACCAGCAAACUGAGGAGUAAUGUUUUCGACUGAAGGAAAGGAAAAGGGGAGAGAAGGAGGGAGGUUGAAAAACGAGAGUGGAGUGAAUUAACUAGAGGACUAUAGAAAUGAAAAGUGCUCCUGGUGGGAAGUGGUGGAAAGGAGGUCUUCCCUGAUUCCUCAUUCCGGAGACAGCCCAGGGACUAAACUCGAACCAUAACCUACCUUUUCCCAAUUUUACGACUUCCCCAUUUUAAGUUUCCACCUCCGUGGAGGGCUCCAUUUAACUUCUAGACUGUGCUUUUGGCCAGUGAGGAGUAAGCGUAGGGCAUUAGGACCCAGCGAUUGUUGUAGUGAGAGAGGUUGAAUCUCAAUGUCUCAAUUUUUCUCCCGAGCUCCCUCCUCUUCCUUUGUCAUUCUAGCUGCCUGCUGCCUCCGCAGCAUCCCUCUAGCUUUCCUUCCUUCUAGCUCUCCCUGUGCUAACUGUCUGCGCCUUAGACAGAGUGCGCAAAGCCGAAGGAUUGGUUGGGACCUGCCUUGGUAACCCCAUGGCGUCCCCCAGAACCGUAACUGUCGUGGCCCUCUCAGUGGCCCUGGGACUCUUCUUUGUUUUCAUGGGAACUAUCAAGUUGACCCCCAGGCUCAGCAAGGAUGCCUACAGUGAGAUGAAACGUGCUUACAAGAGCUAUGUCCGAGCCCUCCCUCUGCUGAAGAAAAUGGGGAUCAAUUCCAUUCUCCUCCGCAAAAGCAUUGGUGCUCUUGAGGUGGCCUGUGGCAUUGUCAUGACCCUUGUGCCUGGGCGUCCCAAAGAUGUGGCCAACUUCUUCCUACUCUUGCUCGUGUUGGCUGUGCUCUUCUUCCAUCAGCUAGUUGGUGAUCCUCUCAAACGCUACGCCCAUGCUCUGGUGUUUGGAAUCCUGCUCACCUGCCGCCUGUUGAUUGCUCGCAAGCCAGAAGACCGGUCUUCUGAGAAGAAGCCCUCACCACCACCAGGGCAAGCAGGGAAUUCCGGGAAUGCAGAGGAGCAGUCCUCCUUAUAUGAGAAGGCCCCUCAGGGCAAAAUGAAGUUAUCAUAGGAAAGCAAAAGUUCAAAAAGUGGACCUUCCAGGCAGUUGCCUCCAUCACACCCAGGAAGAUGUCAGUGUGUGUUUUUCAUUUGAUUUAUUUAUCUUGAGGGAAAGGAAAAAAUAUAAUCUGCAAGUUAAUGGCCCUAUUGGCUUGUGUACACCUAUACCCUAAAAUGACCUCCCCACAUAGACAUAGUGCACCAUCUUUAAUCACUCCGGGGAAAUUCUCACAUCUUGCUGCAUGCACAUGUAUAUGGCUAACUAUUGAAGUGUAUUUGUGAGAUGGACUCCAGCAAGCAUGUGACUGUAAGACUAUAUGUGGGAAAAUGUAUUCACUGUGUGUGUGUGUGUGUGUGUGUGUGUGUGUGUGUGUGCGCGCGCGCGCGUGCAUGCAGGUGCGAGGAGAAGGCUCUGAUCUUAAACUAAUCCUGCACAGGUAUCCUUCCCUUUAUAGACUGAUUCUAGUAAGGGCAGAAUAAAAUAAACCUCCUAUAAAGAGAAUCCUACUUACUUCUGGUAUAAAUCAAGUGAUAUGUUUCUGUGGCAUGAGGGAAUUUCUCUCAAUAGAUUAAGCUGAGAACCAAUUUAUCACUUUAGGAAAAAGUUCCUUCAAUGAGACACUGAGUUAUACUGACUAGCCUCCACUGUAACAGUUGUUGAAAUUUUAAAUACUCUAUAUUCAGUUUAAUUAAAAGAAGGGAUAUAUGCAGUCCA
Molecule: messenger RNA, 1894 nt
Organism: Felis catus (domestic cat)
Lineage: Eukaryota; Metazoa; Chordata; Mammalia; Carnivora; Felidae
Gene: TMEM35A
Product: transmembrane protein 35A
Exons: 2
Coding region: 662-1189 (175 amino acids)
Biological process (GO): positive regulation of protein localization to cell surface; chaperone-mediated protein complex assembly
Cellular component (GO): endoplasmic reticulum
Molecular function (GO): acetylcholine receptor regulator activity
Source: RefSeq, a predicted model, not a curated record